AUGUCGAAACCCAUAGUUGCAAGUACGCGAGACGUCUGCCACAGGCUUCCUAAGAUGGGCGCGUACAGAUACAUUCAGGAAUUGUAUCGCAAAAAACUUAGCGAUGUUAUGCGUUUCUUAUUGCGCGUGCGAGUAUGGCAGUACCGCCAGUUGACUCGUAUGCAUCGUGCUCCUAGGCCCACAAGGCCUGACAAAGCCAGAAGGCUUGGAUAUCGUGCCAAGCAAGGUUAUGUUAUCUUCAGAAUCCGUGUUCGCCGCGGAGGUCGUAAACGUCCAGUUCCUAAGGGCGCUACCUACGGCAAACCUAAGAGCCAUGGUGUCAAUCAGCUUAAGCCUACACGCAACUUGCAAUCAAUUGCUGAGGAGCGUGUUGGUCGCCGAUGUGGUGGUUUGAGGGUGUUAAACUCUUAUUGGGUUGCUCAAGAUUCAUCCUACAAAUACUAUGAAGUUAUCCUGGUUGAUCCAUCACACAAGGCUAUCCGACGGGAUCCAAAGAUUAACUGGAUAGUGAAUGCAGUUCACAAGCACCGUGAAAUGCGGGGUCUUACCUCAGCUGGCAAGAGCUCAAGAGGACUUGGAAAGGGGCACAGAUUCUCUCAGACCAAGGGAGGUUCUCGUCGUGCUGCUUGGAACCGCAGAAAUACCUUGCAAUUGCACCGCAAGCGU
Messenger RNA from Iphiclides podalirius (scarce swallowtail), 666 nucleotides. Lineage: Eukaryota; Metazoa; Arthropoda; Insecta; Lepidoptera; Papilionidae. The record is from the annotation of a GenBank genome assembly.